This is a messenger RNA of Verticillium alfalfae VaMs.102, 1890 nucleotides long. RefSeq names its product tryptophan synthase. Gene Ontology annotation, cellular component: cytoplasm. Lineage: Eukaryota; Fungi; Ascomycota; Sordariomycetes; Glomerellales; Plectosphaerellaceae. The coding region runs from base 1 to 1890 and encodes 629 amino acids. Gene Ontology annotation, biological process: L-tryptophan biosynthetic process. Gene Ontology annotation, molecular function: tryptophan synthase activity. The transcript is spliced from 7 exons. The record is from RefSeq and is a predicted model, not a curated record.
AUGGAUCACAUUCGCAAGACUUUUCAGCGCUGCAAGGCCGAGAACAGGGUGAGUCGAUCAGCCCUCGUGACAUAUGUCACCGCCGGCUUUCCUACGGCUGAGGAGACGCCUGAUAUUCUCCUCGCUAUGGAGAAGGGUGGAGCUGAUAUCCUCGAGCUCGGCGCGCCCUUCACAGACCCUAUCGCCGACGGCCCGACCAUUCAGACCUCCAACACAAUUGCUCUGCAAAAUGGCGUCACCAUCGAGUCCACACUGAAGAUGGUCAAGGAUGCGAGGAGUAAGGGCCUCAAGGCGCCAGUUCUGCUGAUGGGAUACUACAACCCUCUCUUGAGUUACGGCGAGGAGAGGCUCCUCAACGACUGCGCUGACAGCGGCGUCAAUGGCUUCAUCGUUGUCGACCUGCCGCCCGAGGAGGCCGUCUCGUUCCGCAAGCUUUGCAACAAGGGACAACUCUCCUACGUUCCCCUUAUCGCGCCCGCCACAUCUGAUGCCCGCAUGAAGAUUCUCUGCCAGCUCGCCGACUCUUUCAUCUACGUCGUUUCCCGCCAAGGCGUUACCGGUGCCCUCGGCUCCCUGAACGCCAACCUCCCCGAACUCAUCUCCCGCGUGAAGAAGUACAGCGGCGACAAGCCCGCCGCUGUCGGCUUUGGCGUCAGCACCCGCGAACACUUCCAGAGCCUUGCUACCCUCUCCGAUGGUGUCGUCGUCGGCAGCCAGAUCAUCACGACCCUGCAGAAGGCCACCCCUGAGAACCGCCUCAAGGACCUCGAGGAGUACUGUGCCUAUCUCGGCGGCCGCAGGCCCGAGGCCGCGAACGAAACGACGCGCGAAGUCGGCAUCGUUGAGGCCAUUGCCGAUGCCAAGGCCCCCGAGCCCGUUCCUACCGGCCACCAUCACGGCCGAGCAGGACAGCGACCUGAAAGGGCAGCUCGCCGCCAUGCACGGCAAGAUUCCCGAGCGCUUCGGCGAAUUCGGCGGACAAUCAACAACGACCCCAAGUUCUGGGAGGAGUACAGGUCCUACUACGACUACAUGGGCCGACCUGGCCACCUGCACCUCGCAGAGCGCCUGACAGAGCACGCUGGAGGUGCCAACAUUUGGUUGAAGCGUGAGGAUCUCAACCACACGGGCUCCCACAAGAUCAACAAUGCGCUGGGCGCCGGCCAGCACGGUGUCGCGACGGCGACUGUCUGCGCCAAGUUCGGCAUGGAGUGCACCGUCUACAUGGGCGCCGAGGACGUGCGCCGCCAGGCUCUCAACGUGUUCCGCAUGAAGCUCCUCGGCGCCAAGGUUUCCGUCAUUGGCGAGGAGACGAAGCGCCAGAUGCAGGAGAAGCGCGGCAAGCUGCCGGACGCCGUCGUCGCCUGCGUCGGCGGCGGCAGCAACGCCGUCGGCAUGUUCUACCCCUUUUCCAACGACCCCAGUGUCCGGCUUGUCGGUGUGGAGGCCGGCGGCGACGGCGUCGAGACGGCGCGCCACAGUGCCACGCUCUCCGGCGGCACGAAGGGUGUGCUGCACGGCGUCAAGACGUACGUCCUGCAGGACAAGCACGGUCAGAUUUCCGAGACGCACUCCGUCUCGGCUGGUCUCGACUACCCGGGUGUCGGCCCCGAACUGAGCUCCUGGAAAGACAGCAACCGCGCCCAGUACGUUGUCGCCACCGAUGCGGAGGCCUUUAUCGGCUUCCGCCUCAUGAGCCAGCUCGAGGGUAUCAUUCCCGCGCUCGAGUCGGCGCACGGCAUCUAUGGUGCGCUCGAGCUCGCCAAGACGAUGAAGAAGGACGAGGACGUCGUCAUCUGCCUCAGUGGACGUGGUGACAAGGACGUGCAGAGCGUGGCCGACGAGCUGCCGACGUUGGGACCUAAGAUUGGCUGGGACUUGCGAUUUUAG